AUGAGUGGGUUUCCCGUUUCCAAACCUGAUGUGAUCUCCCAGCUGGAACGAGGGGAGGAGCCGUGGGUCCUGGAUCUCCAGGAGUCAGAGGAAGGAGAGAUCCUGAGAGGCGCCUGCGCAGGUGCUGGGAUGGUGAGUGAGAACGAGGAGCUGAAUCCUCAGCAGGAAGAAGCUGAGCAAGUGGAAGCACGUGGGGGAUUAUCGCAAGGAUCCCAAGGGAAUGUGUCCAGGCUUCAUGUGCAGAGAAAAGCCUCUGAUUGCCAGCACAGGACAGAGACGCAGCAGGGAAACCAGCUAGGCGAGAAACUUGGUAAAUCCCUUAAUUGUCAGGAGACUCUAACAGAUGUCAAGGAAAUCACAGCCCAGCAGAGAACACCCACAGGAGAAAGAAAAAUCACAUGCACCGAGUGUGGGAAACACUUCAGUAGCCGCUCAGACCUUAUGAAACAUGAGCGAAUCCACACAGGAGAGAGGCCCUAUGGAUGUGGGGUGUGCGGGAAAACUUUCAUCCAGAGCUCCCACCUUGUUCGGCAUCAGAGGAUCCACUCAGGGGAGAGACCCCAUGAGUGCGGCAAGUGUGGGAAACAGUUCACUCUGAGCUCCGCCCUCACUAGACACCAGAGGAUCCACACGGGAGAGCGACCCUAUGAAUGCAGUGAGUGCGGGAAAACCUUCACUGACAGCUCCGCCCUUAUUAAUCACCAGAGGGCCCACACGGGAGAGCGACCCUACACAUGUAGUGAGUGCGGGAAACAGUUCACUCGGAGCUCAGGUCUUAUUAUACAUCAGAGGAUCCACACAGGAGAGAGGCCCUAUGAGUGCUGCGAGUGCGGGAAAAGCUUCACUGUCAACUCAGACCUAAUUAAUCAUCAGAGAAUCCACACAGGAGAGAGGCCCCAUGAAUGCUGUGAGUGCAGGAAAAGCUUCACUCAGAGCUCAGCCCUUAUUAGACAUCAGAGGAUCCACACAGGGGAGCGACCGUAUAAAUGUUGUGAGUGCGGGAAAAGCUUCACUGUCAAGUCAGAUCUUCUUGGACAUCAGAGAAUCCACACGGGAAAGAUCCCCUAUAAAUGCUCUGAGUGUGGGAAAACUUUCACUCAGAGAUCAGCCCUUAUUACACAUCAGAGGGUCCACACAGGAGAGCGGCCCUAUGAAUGCCGAGAAUGCGGGAAAAAAUUCACUGUCAAGUCAGACCUUAAUAGACAUCAGAGAGUCCACACAGGAGAGCGCCCCUAUGAGUGCUGUAAGUGCGGGAGACAGUUCAGUCAGAAAUCAAACCUUAGCGCCCAUCAGACAAGCCACACAGGAGAAACCCCUUAUCAGUGCUGUGAGUGCGGGAAAGGCUUCAGUGUGAGCUCAGCCCUUAUAAUCCAUCAGAGAAUUCACACGGGAGAGAGACCCUAUCGAUGCUCGGUGUGCAGGAAAAGUUUCCUCCGCAGCUCACACCUGAACAGACAUCAGAGUCUCCACCGGAGAGAGUGACAGCAUCAAAACUUUGUGUAGGGCAGAGAAAAGAUUUUUUUUUUAAAAAAAACACACAUAUGCUAAUUCCCACACAGUGACCUUUUGGUUUGUUUGCACCGUUUGUGUCACCCUGUUCUCUCAGCUCCCUCAUGUAAGUUCCCCACUUUUGCCUUUUUGCAGGUUGGCCUUCUCGGGGGUGAGUCCCGCGGUCCUUUCUACCACCUCCUUUCUCCUGGGAGUCUUGGAAGUGUGUCCCCCUCCGGCCAGGUUUCCCUCAGCCCUAGGUGGGGGAAAUAGGGGUGACCUCAAGUAGCUAAACGGAGCUAAAACUGAUCUGGGCUUUGUCUCCUCUAGGAUUUUCCAGCCUAAUGUAAGCGCACCACUAUAUGUGCAGUGCUGACAGAGCCCAGGCACAGGGGUGGGGUUACCUAGCACCUUCCCCUCUGACCUGUCCUAAUCAACACCAAUUUUCCUGGUCUGGACAAGCCCUGAGCAUCACAUUUAUACUGUCACCAUGCGAUUGUUAGUCACCAAGGUCUGUUUUGUCAACAGAUUGUCUCAUCCCCAGUUGUUCUCACGCUGGUUCAGUUUGUGCUGGGCAGCAGGUAUUUUUCUUUUUACCAUUUCCCUUAUUGAAAAUCUAUUUCAAUAUAACAAAAAGGAGGAGCAGGAGUGGGACAAAUGUAUCUUUUUGGCCUUUGCUACACCAGAAGGAAAUGGGGUGAGUUGGAGGGAUUCCCUCCUUCCCCAUCACCACUCCAACAACGCUGGGUUCCGUCUGAGCCACAAUGGAGUUUAUCCACCUGUAUUCCCUUCCACAUCCCAAGCAUCAUAAUAGCAAUUUGAUCCUAAAUCCAACUCGUUAGGGCUGGAGAUGAAGGAUGGGGAAUUCCAAUGAAUCCCAAACACAGUGUGAUCAUUCCCAGUUUAAAUCCCAGUUUCUGUCUAUUGACAGAACCACUUCUGGGCUUUUUCCUCCUGAGCUGGGCUCAUUUGCAGAUGAGAAGGUCGGCAGUUUUUCCCUAUUACAAUGGUUUUUUUUCCUAAAUAACAUGACUCCAUAAUAAUGAAGUGCUGUUGAGUGAAGCAGGUUUGAAUGGAUCAGAGGAGAAGGCGACGGGGAAAUAUGCUGUCUUGAUUUCUGAGUAAUCAAAUGUAACCUGCUCUGGCAUUUCAUUUUGUACGAACAAGAAAGUGACUCUGUGUUGUGGGUUUUUCUCUCUCUCCUGGAGGCCAUUUGGUCACAUAACUGAAUAUUAGUGUUAUUCUUCAGGCAGUAGCGCAGAUUUAUCAGGGACUUUGGGACAAAUGACUGUUUGCUAAACAAUUACUGUCUUAUUUUAUUUUUAUCUUUCCCCCACCACUGCAUGAUGACACAGAAGAAGCUCAAGUGCAGUUCACUCACCAGGAGAGGAUGCUCCAAGCCAUCGGGCAUGCUACCAAGGAAACGGGAGUGGGUUUAGGGCGCCGCUGUGAAAUGGUGAACAGCACACCCAAAUUGUGCAACUAACUGAAAUAAUUGGGGGUGUGUGGCCUAUGAUUUGGGAAACGCUUUCCCUGUCUGUGUUGAUGUGGAGAAAACAGAAGUGUCAUUUUUGGUGAACUUGCGCUUGGUAGAUGCUGCAAAUAUUCACUACAAUGAAAUCAGUAGCCGCACACUAUUUAUUUUUUAAUAGAUUCUGCUCCUUUGGUGAUUUACAGGGAUUCUGCUGCAGGCGUGUAUUACUCCUGGGGGAAUUCUGCACCAAAAAAUAAAAAUUCUGCGCACAAUAUUUUAAAAAUCGGCAUAUUUUGUGUGUCAAAAUAACACAAUGUAAUCAUGCCAGCUUCAAUUAUUUUGGUAAUUUCAUAUUAUCUGUCAGAAAGUAUGUCUCUAACAAUACAGACCAAAAAAAAAAAUUCUGGUGAAUUUUUUUUUUUUUUUGGACAAAUAGAUUCUGAAAUACACCAUAACUCCAAGGCUGAGCUGGGAAAAUGUGUGAGAGAAAUAGUGUACAGGAGAACACAGACCCAGAUAUCGGUUAUUUCAAAUGGAAUUUGUUUUGACAAGCUCUAAAGUAAAAUUACUUAAGGAGACAAGUUGUGUAACCUUUUACCCAAUUAGACUGACUGGAUCACUGAUUUCCCCACUUCUCUGCAAAGCAAAGAUGUAUAACAUCUGUCAGGAGAGGCCCAUGGUUCUUUUUAUGAAUGGCAAUGGAUGCAUGAGCUAAUAGGUAGUUUUUCUGUUAUUUUUAUAGGAGCUGAAACCCCUUUUCCUUUUUU
Molecule: messenger RNA, 3729 nt
Organism: Mauremys reevesii (Reeves's turtle)
Lineage: Eukaryota; Metazoa; Chordata; Testudines; Geoemydidae
Product: zinc finger protein OZF-like
Exons: 3
Coding region: 1-1482 (493 amino acids)
Biological process (GO): regulation of transcription by RNA polymerase II
Molecular function (GO): RNA polymerase II cis-regulatory region sequence-specific DNA binding; DNA-binding transcription factor activity
Source: RefSeq, a predicted model, not a curated record